Messenger RNA from Sapajus apella (tufted capuchin), 5124 nucleotides. RefSeq names its product abhydrolase domain containing 13 (gene ABHD13). The record is from RefSeq and is a predicted model, not a curated record. Gene Ontology annotation, molecular function: palmitoyl-(protein) hydrolase activity. Gene Ontology annotation, cellular component: membrane. Lineage: Eukaryota; Metazoa; Chordata; Mammalia; Primates; Cebidae. The transcript is spliced from 2 exons. Bases 196 to 1209 code for a protein of 337 amino acids.
AGUGGGGCCGCUGAGCGACGCGCCGCAGGAGCUCCGGGCUAGACCGUGGCGACGGCAGCCGCCCCUGGGCUGGAGGAGGACGAUGAGGAGCGACGGAAGCGACGCGGGGGCACGCUGCUGCGCGGCGCCCGGUUUCGUGCCCGCGGCCGACUGCGCAGUCUGUCCGCGAGUCUGAGAUACAUACAGAAAACUACAAUGGAAAAGUCCUGGAUGCUGUGGAACUUUAUUGAAAGAUGGCUAAUAGCCUUGGCUUCAUGGUCUUGGGCUCUCUGCCGUAUUUCCCUUUUACCUUUAAUAGUGACUUUUCAUCUGUAUGGAGGCAUUAUCUUACUUUUGUUAAUAUUCAUAUCAAUAGCAGGUAUUCUAUAUAAAUUCCAGGAUGUAUUGCUUUAUUUUCCAGAACAGCCAUCCUCUUCUCGUCUUUAUGUUCCCAUGCCCACUGGCAUUCCACAUGAAAACAUUUUCAUCAGAACCAAAGAUGGAAUACGUCUAAAUCUUAUUUUGAUACGAUACACUGGAGACAAUUCACCCUAUUCCCCAACUAUAAUUUAUUUUCAUGGGAAUGCAGGCAACAUAGGUCACAGGUUGCCAAAUGCACUCCUUAUGUUGGUUAACCUCAAAGUUAACCUUUUGCUGGUUGAUUAUCGAGGAUAUGGAAAAAGUGAAGGAGAAGCAAGUGAAGAAGGACUCUACUUAGAUUCUGAAGCUGUGUUAGACUAUGUGAUGACUAGACCUGACCUUGAUAAAACAAAAAUUUUUCUUUUUGGCCGUUCCUUGGGUGGAGCAGUAGCUAUUCAUUUGGCUUCUGAAAAUUCACAUAGGAUUUCAGCCAUUAUGGUGGAGAACACAUUUUUAAGCAUACCACAUAUGGCCAGCACUUUAUUUUCAUUCUUCCCAAUGCGUUACCUUCCUUUAUGGUGCUACAAAAAUAAAUUUUUGUCCUACAGAAAAAUCUCUCAGUGCAGAAUGCCUUCUCUUUUCAUCUCUGGACUCUCAGAUCAAUUAAUUCCACCAGUCAUGAUGAAACAACUUUAUGAACUCUCCCCAUCUCGGACUAAGAGAUUAGCCAUUUUUCCAGAUGGGACUCACAAUGAUACAUGGCAGUGCCAAGGCUAUUUCACUGCACUUGAACAGUUCAUCAAAGAAGUAGUAAAGAGCCAUUCUCCUGAAGAAAUGGCAAAAACUUCAUCUAAUGUAACAAUUAUAUGAUGUUUCCCUUUUUGAUUAUUGCAUUGUAUUUUAAUUUGUGCAGAAUGGUUAAGAAUGUUCCUUUUAGAAGUGUUAUAUCUGUACCUGUCUGAAGAGUGACAUUAAACUUUGAAAGGACUUCAGUGCUCCUUUAUGAUGAUCCAAAUAGUUUUUUACAUUUGAAAAACUAUAAUUCUUGAGAUUAUUUCAUACAUUUUCAUCAAAACUUUCAAUGUGGUUAUUGUAUUUAUAUCUUUAGUUUAAUGUGUCGAUAUAAGAUAUUGUUCAAAAGUUUCUUGUUGCUAAAGUGGUGUAAUCUUACACAGAUUAAUAGCUAGAUGUGGAAGGAGAUAUGUAAACAAGAAACCUUUGGGUAUUAUUUCUUAAGUAAAUAUUGGGACAAUCAUGAUAAGCAAACUUAGUUCUGUAACUGCAUUUUUCACCUUAAAAGUUAAAUGAAAUGCAUGAUGGUAUUUUAUUCCUUGAAUUAUGCAAUGCAACAUUUUAAAUGUAAAUAGCACUGGUCAUAUACCGAUGUAUAUGGUUAUCUGGGUUAUAUCUAUUUUUAUGUAAAUUCUAUUUUGUUUUUGGCAAGAAGUGAAAUUGAGAUCUAUGUGCAGGUUGCCAUUGAAUUUUGCUCUGGUCAAUGCUGAGAUCCAGCUUUUUCUUACAAAUAAAUGGGACCCUGUUUUCCUAUGUAAAUGUACCGUGUUUUUGUUAGGUACAGUCUGGAUCAUGGCAUGUAGAAAUAGAAAUUUAGAAUUUUACUGCAGCUUUGAUGUGCAUAUUUGAACUUUUUAACAUUUGUAACUUUGGUGGCAAAGAGAAUUUUAGCUUCUGUUGAUUUUGUAAGUCUACAGCAGAACCACUAAUAGCAGUCAUAGUGAAGAUCACUGCUUAAGAAUUAAAUUAGGAAGUCGUUUAUCAUUGCAGAAUUGUACAUACUACUUUACAAAAAUCCACACAUUUGACUUUAAGUCCCAGUACCUAGCUAUACCUAACCCACCAAAGGCAAGAUAUCAUUCUUGAAAAUAAAAGUUACAAAAUCCAACAAUGUUCCAGUUGCUGUGAAAUAGAACUCCUACAUCAAAAGACAGUUUUAGGAAGUCUUAUUUAUUUGUUUUAAAAGUUUUUACAUGUAGGAAUGUGAGAAUGAAGGAAUUCUGGAGCUUUUUGACAUAGAACCUGUUACCACAUUUAGCAAUUAAAUGACUAUAGGUGGGAAGUAGGAUUUAGAUAUAUAGAAAAGUAACAAAAUCUUACUUAGAAAAAAAAGCCCCUUGAAACUUACAGGAUUUACCUUAAUAAAAAUAUAUGCUAUGAGUCAUAAUUGUGCCACGUUGUUUAAAGCAGUGCUCAAAAAAUAGAUUCAAUUGAGUUCUGUGUAAUAUGUCAGCUUUAACAUAUAAUAUUUUGAAUAUUUUAGCUAUAUUUAAUGGCUGUCUGCAAGCAACUAGAACAGAGAAAUAAUGGGUCAAUACUCAAUUUAAAAUAAUGGGUCUUGACCUCAAUUUAAAAUUCUUUCCAUGGAGAUAGGGCUAGAAAUACUUUUGCCAAAUAGCAUUCUUAUUCACUUUAUGCCAGUAUUUAGAAAAAAUAAAUUAUAGCAAGUAUGAUUUUUAAGAAUAAUUUUUUCUAUAAAUUAAUUGUAAAAAGUCUUGCUUUUUAAAACAAGUUGGUAAUGCAUAUCAUGGAAGGCGUAUUUUGUAUGUAUAAAUUCACAAAGCCUACUUUUCUUGUCAGUUCUUGCUAUGUAGAAUGACUAUUCUAAAUAUUAAUGUAUUGAAAAUACAACAAAAUGUAUAUUUAGACACGAGCUUACAUGGCAUACCUUAUAUUUGUAUCAUUAUUUAAAGUUUACAAAAAAUACCUUAUGUUUCUAUGUGAUCAGUCUAUUACACUAUGGAGAAAUUUAUCAACUUUAGUUCUAAAUAUGCUGAUGAGGUCUAAAAGUUAUUUUUUCAUCCGUACUUUGCUUUUAUGCUGCUUUUUGUUUUUGAUAUUCCAGGUUUAUAAACUAUCUUUUUAAAUUUUAAGCCAGGACUUCAAAAAUUGUAGAGUACUUGUUUGCUAUCCCCUACCUUAAUUCUCUUCUUAGGGUUAAGGAGCCUUUCUUUCUUUCUUUCUUUCUUUCUUUCUGCAGCUAAGGGCAGAGGCAGUGCCUAGGGCUGUACGACAUCUGUCUUCACUAGCGUCUGUAUGCGAGAUUGUUUCCUUAGAUGGGUAAGAGGUGGAAAACAAACUUAGUGUCAGGGGUCCAUGAAGCCCAUGGCAUCAUUUUUGAAAAUAAUUUCCAGUUUUGGGGCCAAAGCAAUUGGUCUUAGUAAAAUGAGACUUCUUCAGGAGUCACUCCUUCACCUUGGACCCAUUGCUUAGUGGGAAUGGAAGUAUAUGUAUCCAUCUUUUAUGUUAAUUUCUGACUCAUUUAUACAAGAGCAGCUAUAGGAGUUUACAAAUGAACUUUAAGUUACUGUAAAUUUGGGGAUCCUAGAGUGAUCUUAAAUAUGGCAAGAUACAGCUCAUUUAGAAUAAAGUCCCAUAUCCAUUAUGGGGAGAAAAACUGGUGAAAAAUAAGUAUAAAAAGGACCCUAAAAAGCAUACUGCAAAAUAAGAGAAGAAAUAAUUUGUGACAGGUAAUAGGAUACUAGUAGGGUAGUAACAACUAGAAAGGAAAGUGUGACACAGUUCUUAAAUUUAGAUAUAGAAAAUAAUUAGAUGAGAUUGAUGAAACAGAAAUAGUGCAAAACAUUUGAAUGCAAAGCAUUUCUAAUAAGUGACUGGGACACUUGACAUUGCAACUACCCUGUGUUUUUGCAGUUAUAUUUUUGACUGUAAAAUUGAUAUUUUCAUAAAAAUGGUGUUCUGAAUUUAUGAUUACCUGUAGACACUUGAUAAUUACAUAGAUUACAGCUUUGGUAAUAUGUCACUGGAGUAAUUAUGUUGUAAUACCUGUUGAGAAUUCAUACCAUCUGAUGCUUACAUAUUCAUUUCUUAUGUUUGUAAGAUUUGGCUUGGUGGGAAUAGGUUUGGGGAAAUUAAAGAAUGAAGGCCAUAUAUUUAGUGUUUUAUAAAUUAUCUUUCAAGCUCAGAUAGCUUAAGAGUAGUUUAUAUUAAUUAAGGAGACCCUUUUUUCCUUGAGGAUAGGGAUAGGUAAGAUAAACUUGUAAAGAAUGUCACAGAAGUCACUUUUUAAUUUACGUCAUGAUUGAGAUACUGAAAUCUUCCAGUGAUCCUUCACCUCUCCCUUUUUCAUAUUAUGUUUGAUAAUUAUAUAUAUUUUUAAAAGCUGUGAGAGGAAAAAUUAGUCAUAAGUAGCCCUUUUGGAUUAUCCACUUAAAUUUAUGUAUUUUCAUAUUACUCAGGUAAAGAUGGAAAUGACAGAGCACAGACAUUUAUUUUUUAAACUGAUAGGGUAGAAAAUGAAAUGUACUUCUGUUUAUUCUUAAUACCAUAUAUAUAUAUACAUCGUUUUAGCAAAUUGGAAAUAAUAUAUUCAUUUGUAUGGCAAGAUAAAUUCAGUCAUCUUACUACUAGUCUACACAUUUUUGCCAAAUGGCGCAAAUAUACCUCCAUUUAUAUUUUGUAUCUUAAAAUGUAGUUUAAAAAUAGGACUAUGUAUGAGACACUUUUUUACAAAAAGUGCCAUAUAUACAUAUGUAACAGGUGAGUGUGUGUUUAACAUAAUUUAUAACAAUUUCUGUCAGUACAGCGUAUAUGGAAAAGUCAAGUUGUUUUUAACAUAUUCAAGUAUGUUCAGUAUAAAAUAAGUUAAUCCCAUUUCAUAAUGUAAAUCAUAUUUUUGUUAUUUGCCAUAUUUUAUUUGAAGUAGUGAUAAAAUUUUAUAACUCAAAUUUGAAUGUCAUAGUACAUUGUGUGCUAACCAUGGCAAGCAAACAUUUACAUUUGUUUUUUACAAUAAAUUUCUUUUAAAGUAUA